GUAUAAAUCAUCACGUUGCUCUUGAAGCUCUUGAAUCUCCGGAUACGGUGUUAUUUCGAAUACAUUUUCCGAUUUUUAAAAAAUUGUUCGUUAUAUUAGCUUUCAAACUAACACAGUUGAAAUUAUAUAAAAAGAACAAUUGACUCUAUAAAAUUCUAAUAUGACUAAUAUUUCGAGACGAAGAAAAGCCCCAACAAAACUUAAGAGCAUGGGCAAUCAUGACCAAUUUCUGAAUCGUAUAACGAAAUCACUUUACUACUCGAAAUUACCAAUGACUGACUGCCUCAGUUUACCAGUUACUGAGUUGGCAGCGGAAUUCUUUACUGAGGUAAAGAGUGGCCAUAAAAUUGAAAGAUUGGAUGUAGAAGAGGCUAGCAGGAUUUCUAGAAAUGCAUGUGUUUCUCCAUGCUCUCUUGUUUUGGCUUUAUUGUACUUGGAAAGGCUGAAAGAUUGUAACCCUGAAUAUUUGCAACGAGUGGCACCUUCUGAAUUAUUUCUAGUUUCUUUGAUGGUGGCUAGUAAGUUUCUGAACGACGAAGGAGAAGACGAUGAAGUUUUUAAUAAUGAAUGGGCACAAUCUGGAGACUUAAGCAUAUCACAAAUGAAUCAAUUAGAAAAAGAGUUUCUCCAUGCUAUUGACUGGACUGUUUUUGUUCACAAUCAAGACUUUUGGGAAAGAUUACAGAGACUAGAGAAAGAUGUAGCCUACAAAGAAGCACAGAAAAGGGGCUGGUUUUCAUACACAGAACUAAGUUGUCUAAUGAACUCUAUGCAGUUGUUGACAAUUGCCCAUGCUAUGAUAAACAUAUCAUCUAUUUGUUUAGCAACUUACACUGCAGGGAUAGUUACUCUGUUGGGAUCCGCUUUGGUUGCGAGUUAUUUCCCAGGAACACUACUAAGCCCAAGGCAAACAACAAAUACCACUGAUAUUACAGUAGAUGUCAAUCCAAUUGUAGAUAUUCCAACAACUGUAAUUGAAAAUGUACCAGAAAAUCUUCUUGUACAAGAUUUUAUGCCAACUUCGCUAAAUUGCAAUGAAACCCAAGGAAGGUCUGAAACUACCGAAUCAAAUGAAAUGGUAAAUGAACAUUGGAAAUGGUGGCUAAAUUCAUUCAUGAUCUGGUUACCAGAAUAUGCAGGCUUGGAACUAAAAGAAUCAUUGCAUACAACAAAUGAUAAGGUGGAACAUAUGAACACAUUCAGAACAUCUACUAAUUUUGUAGUGGAUAGUACAACAUUCAUACAGAACGUAAAUUGGAAACAAAUCUUGAACAUUGAUUUGAAUCUACUUUUGCACGAUUGGAGGCAUUAUGCAAACUAUGUAACAAAACUAACUCUUGGCCACCAUCACUAAGAAUUAAAACACUUUUGUUUCUAAAAUUAUUGUAAAAUGUCUCUGCUCGAAACAGAUUGAAAAAAAGUAUAUAUUUUUUGUACUAACUUGUAAUCUCAUGAACAACUUCGAUACUAACAAUAUAAUUUUUUCAAUAAACAAAU
Dufourea novaeangliae is the source of this 1497-nucleotide messenger RNA. RefSeq names its product protein CNPPD1. The transcript has 5 exons. Gene Ontology annotation, biological process: regulation of cyclin-dependent protein serine/threonine kinase activity. The record is from RefSeq and is a predicted model, not a curated record. NCBI's taxonomy places the organism in Eukaryota, Metazoa, Arthropoda, Insecta, Hymenoptera, Halictidae. Gene Ontology annotation, molecular function: protein kinase binding; cyclin-dependent protein serine/threonine kinase regulator activity. Gene Ontology annotation, cellular component: nucleus; cyclin-dependent protein kinase holoenzyme complex. Bases 161 to 1354 code for a protein of 397 amino acids.